ACAACAACAGCAGCAAUAGCAGCAACGACAAAAUAAAAGCAAUUCCAUAGGAGCAUAGAGCAGCGCAUGUUAACCAAAAGUCUGAUAAGAAGAGUUCUAUACUGUUAACAAAUACGACACAUUCACAUAUCCUUAGCACUCAACUUAACAGCGCGUUAAAAGAGUGUGCAUCAAGAGUAGCCCAUGCACAAAUGACAGACAAAAGCAGAUUGCUGCAACCAGUUAACAUGAAUGAGCAUUGAGCUACGCCGAGACAGACAAAAGCUGAUUGCUGCUAAACUGAACGACUGACAGUAAAGAAAUCAAAUUUGUCUUGCAAUUUAAAAUUUUGUAUAGUUAAUAAAGGUUAAACUUUGACAGUUUGACAAGCGCACAGCAUUCACACACAUACAUAUAUAGAGUUAACAUGACGCUGCAAACAUUUACACGCAAAAUGCGCGGACGGAUGCGCUCAAACACCUGUCGCAUUGUCCUGCUCACCUCAUUGGUUUGGGUCAUAUUUGACUUUGUCCUGAUUGCCCGUUAUUCGGACUGCAUCGGUAAAGAUGGCUGGCGUUGCAGGCGAGCCGGCGAAUACGACGUUGAGCUGCCCAACGCUGAGCGUUUGGCGGACGACAAUCAGCUCGUUAAUGACAAUGAAAUAAAUACCGAGAAGUCAUUGGAUGGCGAGGAUAAUGGCGGUGGUCCGGCACCCAUAAUGGGCCAGGGCUUUGUCUCUGGUGGCAUUUCGAUGACCUAUCGCAGUGUUGUCCUAAAGAAAUGGUUCCAAGCGCCCACAGUGCGAGAGGCACGGGGUAAACCUGGCGAAAUGGGCAAACCCGUCAAAAUACCCGCCGAUAUGAAGGAUCUCAUGAAGGAGAAGUUCAAGGAGAAUCAAUUCAAUCUAUUGGCCAGUGAUAUGAUCUCAUUGAAUCGCUCGCUAACAGAUGUGCGACAUGAGAACUGCCGUCACAAACACUAUCCUUCAAAGCUGCCAACGACUUCAAUAGUUAUUGUCUUCCAUAAUGAGGCGUGGACCACCCUACUGCGCACAGUUUGGAGCGUCAUCAAUCGAUCGCCGCGCUCUCUACUAAAGGAGAUCAUAUUGGUGGACGAUGCCAGUGAGCGAGACUUCCUUGGCAAACAGCUGGAGGAUUAUGUGGCCAAAUUACCUGUGCGUACGUUUGUGCUGCGCACGGAGAAACGCUCGGGCCUGAUACGCGCUCGCCUGCUCGGCGCUGAGCAUGUGACAGGUGAGGUAAUCACCUUCCUGGACGCCCAUUGUGAGUGCACUGAGGGCUGGCUGGAGCCUCUGCUCGCUCGCAUCGUGCAAAAUCGUCGCACCGUCGUCUGCCCCAUCAUCGAUGUCAUCUCGGAUGAUACGUUUGAGUAUAUAACCGCAUCGGACUCGACGUGGGGCGGCUUCAACUGGAAGCUCAACUUCAGAUGGUAUCGUGUGCCGCAGCGUGAGAUGGCGAGGCGGAAUAACGAUCGCACAGCUCCGUUGAGGACUCCGACUAUGGCUGGCGGAUUGUUCUCGAUCGACAAGGAAUACUUCUAUGAGAUUGGCUCCUACGACGAGGGCAUGGACAUCUGGGGCGGUGAAAAUUUGGAAAUGUCGUUCCGAGUUUGGAUGUGCGGCGGCCUGCUUGAGAUAGCGCCCUGUUCCCGUGUCGGUCAUGUCUUUCGUAAAUCAACCCCAUAUACCUUCCCGGGCGGUACGACGGAGAUUGUUAAUCAUAACAAUGCGCGUCUGGUCGAGGUUUGGCUGGACGACUGGAAAGAGUUCUACUACAGUUUUUAUCCAGGCGCUCGCAAAGCUUCAGCUGGAGAUGUUAGCGAUCGUAAGGCUUUGCGUGAACGUUUGCAAUGCAAGAGCUUCCGCUGGUAUCUGGAGAACGUCUAUCCAGAGAGUUUAAUGCCACUGGAUUACUACUAUCUGGGCGAGAUACGCAAUGCAGAGACUGAAACCUGCCUGGACACCAUGGGUCGCAAGUACAACGAGAAGGUGGGCAGCAGCUACUGCCACGGCCUCGGCGGCAAUCAGGUGUUCGCCUAUACCAAGCGUCAGCAGAUAAUGUCCGAUGAUCUGUGCCUGGAUGCGGCCAGCGCGAAUGGGCCAGUGAAUAUGGUGCGCUGUCACAAUAUGGGCGGCAAUCAGGAAUGGGUGUACGAUGCAGAGGAGAAGUGGAUCAGGCACACGAACACGGGCCAGUGCUUGCAGCGUGCCACGCGAGACGAUGCAAGCACGCCGCUGCUGCGUCCCUGCAACUACUCCAAGGGACAGCAGUGGCUGAUGGAGUCCAAGUUCAAGUGGCAGGCGCACUAGCUAAUAGCUAAACAGAUAACUACGAACUACAACUAAAAACAAAUAACUGAAGAACUUCCAAUUUGUGUU
Molecule: messenger RNA, 2377 nt
Organism: Drosophila navojoa
Lineage: Eukaryota; Metazoa; Arthropoda; Insecta; Diptera; Drosophilidae
Gene: Pgant5
Product: polypeptide N-acetylgalactosaminyltransferase 5
Biological process (GO): protein O-linked glycosylation
Cellular component (GO): Golgi apparatus
Molecular function (GO): polypeptide N-acetylgalactosaminyltransferase activity
Source: RefSeq, a predicted model, not a curated record